This is a messenger RNA of Capronia epimyces CBS 606.96, 222 nucleotides long. RefSeq lists its product as uncharacterized. NCBI's taxonomy places the organism in Eukaryota, Fungi, Ascomycota, Eurotiomycetes, Chaetothyriales, Herpotrichiellaceae. The transcript is spliced from 3 exons. The annotation marks the transcript as partial. The record is from RefSeq and is a predicted model, not a curated record.
AUGGGGGUCCCUUUCGAGGCAUUGCUUCCCUAUGUGAUUAUGACCGGGUUUUUUGGAGUCACAGGCGCUGGCCUCGCAUCACUUCGAUACUACACCAAUGACUACAAGCGACCGAGAAGACAAUUAGAUGUUUGGGACAGGCAAUUGAUGGACAGAGACUAUCGGUUGACUGGGAGCAUGAGAGGCCAGUCCGAUGCGGUUGAGGCGCCCGCUGGUUUCGAA